Brenthis ino (lesser marbled fritillary) is the source of this 222-nucleotide messenger RNA. NCBI's taxonomy places the organism in Eukaryota, Metazoa, Arthropoda, Insecta, Lepidoptera, Nymphalidae. The record is from the annotation of a GenBank genome assembly.
AUGGCGGGUCAAGAUGACGAUCCAAAUUUAAAAGGUUUAAGCCGAUAUUUUAAUAGUCAAACGAAUAGAGGUCGUGCUAACUUUCAUAUUUUACCUACAGAAUGGCUGGUGGAGAUUCCGCAGAUGAAUCCCAACUUAAGGGACUUGCCAGAUAUUUUAACAGCCAGACAAAUAGAGGCAGAGCUAAUACGGCGAAGGCAACCUAUGCAUUCUUUGGUGUUG